This is a messenger RNA of Prunus persica (peach), 3145 nucleotides long. Its product is annotated as pumilio homolog 12. The transcript is spliced from 5 exons. The record is from RefSeq and is a predicted model, not a curated record. Gene Ontology annotation, biological process: post-transcriptional regulation of gene expression. Lineage: Eukaryota; Viridiplantae; Streptophyta; Magnoliopsida; Rosales; Rosaceae. Gene Ontology annotation, molecular function: mRNA binding. The coding region runs from base 1254 to 2852 and encodes 532 amino acids. Gene Ontology annotation, cellular component: cytoplasm.
ACACCCCCUCAUGUACUAAUGUCAAGAGGUGAACUUUAACCACACACAAAGCAAUGGACUUUUAUGUAGCUCAUCUCUACAGGUUUUUGACUGAAGACUAGUAAGUUGGAAACUAUUCAUCAAUUUUUGCUUGCAUUCAUUUCUGUUGAUGAUCCACUAUAAAGGGUGUAGCUGUGCAGGAUUUGUUACUUUAUCACCAACUUCUUGUUAUUAUCCCUAAGAUUCAUUAAGAUUGCUUACCACUUUCAUAGUAGUAAGCAUGUCUUAUCUACUUUCUAAAUAGUUGUGAGAGAGGCAUGUAGAUCUCACAUAUAUAUUUGUCUCAGUCAACAUGAGAUAAUUAGGCAGGGGACAUGAAGUAUGCUGGUUGCCAUUCAUGAUCAGCGGUAGAUUAUGGAGUCCUUAGAAACCGAGCCUUGAUUGUGUUCGAAUAUCUUUUGUUAUAGUUUGCUACCAUUUGUUGGGCAACUUUUAUGCAGGACUGAUUGUUUGUUUAACUUUUCUAUUAUAUUUCUAGAAUGCAUGACAGAGAAAAGCUAACGGGAUGAAAAAAGCUUCUUGGAUUCAUAAAAUUUGCUGGCAAAGCUCUCUGAUUUCUUUGAAGAAUUACAUGUAACGGGAAGAGCAAAGAACUGGAACUACGGUUUACUGCUCUGCUGCUGGCAGAUUUGGAUUAGGAAAGAGAAAAUAUUCAUAAGGGCCUUGAAUGAAUAGGAUUAUACAUGUAGAUCAAAUUGUGGACGAAUUAAUUAUACAGAUUUACUUAUAAGAGAUUCUUUGUAGGGGGUUUUAUUUUGGUCUGUUCCGUUCAAUGUAUUUACUUUACCACGUAUCGUUUUCUGCUUCCUUUGUCAUUACAUUUUCUCAUUCUUCUUAAAUGUUCAGCUGGAAUUAAUCUAAGAUGCUUCCUUACGCCCGCAUGUAUCUGGGCCGGGUCGGGUCGGGUCUUCUUUUGGGGCAAGAAAGAGUGGGAAAAGUUUUGAACAUCUGUUUCCAAGGAAAGUCACCGACUUUAUUUUGUUUCCACAAACGUUCUCCAUCUUUAAUACACAUAGAACUCCUGGCUAAGUUAAAAUUCCUAAUCAUACUGUGACACCCCAAAAAAAAAGAAAAAAAAGCAAAAGAAAAAAAAGAAAAAAAUCCUAAUCGUACAAGGACUCCAAAUCCUAUACAAACAGAGAACCUUUCGAGCAUUCAUUAUAUUUAUAGGAGCUCUCUCUGUCUUCACUGUAAUUCCUGUUUCUUGCUCUGCAAUGGGGACUUCAUGUUACGCUGGUUCUUCUAUUGAAGAAGAAGUAGAAAAAAGCCUUUGCCUUUCUUUGGGUAAGGUUCGGGUAAAGACGGACAAGUUUGAGAAUGAGAAACCUGGUUUCUCUGUGCAUAAUGGUAACAAUACUUGUUUGGGUUCGUCUUCUAAUGCCUCUCCAAGCAAAACCCAACAAGCACAGCCUGAUGUUUAUCCCAAAUACGAAAGCGGAUUUGAAAAUUCGCCUAGAGUUCCAGUGCCAUUGUAUCCACAAAGUAUCUGGAGAGAUCAUAUUUUGAACGGUGGAGGACACAUUCUGGGUUCAAACAACCUGAAUGGGCAUGCCAAUGCUUAUCAACCAAAGAACCCUCUUGGUAACCUGACAGAAGAAACUACAAAAUCAAGAUUAAGUCGUGGAGCAACAUCUCCAUCUUUCUGCAACUGGGCAAACCAGCUCAACCCUUGUCUUAAUAAUUGGUACCAAAGUUCAGGAGAACAAUAUUACAGAAGCAAUGAAAGGAUUGGAAUGUAUUCAAAUGGUGAUCGGUACCCAAGUUCUGGAAUAUCUAGUUAUAUGGGGACUCAGUCAAGCUUUAACAAUGAUGGAUGCUAUGGUGAUCAGAUAUUUAAGCUGCGGUCUUAUGCCGAUAUAGCUCGACUCGCUAUGACGCAACCCGGAUCACAGAGCUUAAUAAAUAUCAUGGUGGCUUCUAAGGACCCAUUCGCUAAGGAUAUGAUUUUUACUGGGGUUUUCGGUUCCAUAUUCGAGGUGAUGAAUGACUCACAUGGAUACUAUGUUUUUGGGAAGCUUAUUGAAUCAUGCAAUUACGGUCAGUUAAGACACAUUGUAGCACUGAUGACUUUGAAUACUGAAUCACUCGUCAGCAUAUCAACCAGAAAAUUUGGAUCAAAAUCAAUUCAGAGGCUUGUCAAGGUGCUUGAGAAAUCACCCUUGAUUUACACCUUGACAUUAGCUCUAUCCAGUGUAUUGGGGCAACUGAUGACCAACCGAACAGGGUCGUUUGUUAUAUUGAAGUGCUUAAACCUCCUUGACACACAGAAAAAUGAGAAAAUAUACGAAACUGCUGAAAGGCUUUGCAUCACUCUGGCCCAGAAUGAAAAGGGAUGCAUAUACUUGAAUGAGUUCAUCACCUACAGUAAAACUCCAUACAGAGAGAGACUCAUGAAUGAAAUCUCAAGCAAAUCAAAACUCCUUUCUCAGGAUCCUUCAGGGAACUUUGUUGUCCAGCACGUCCUGGGACUCCAUAACCCUGUCUUCUCUGCAAAGAUAUGCUUUGAGCUGAGGGAUCUGUACAUAAAGCUCUCUUCACAAAGAGGUGGGAGUCAUGUUGUAGAGAAAUGCUUGAACUCUUCUGAGACAGAUUAUGUAGUAAAUGCUUUUCUCAAGUAUGAAAAACUGUCGCAAAUUGCGCGGGAUCAAUUUGGAAACUACGUGAUCCAAACAGCAUUGAAGGCCACAAAGCGUGCAAAUAGUCCCCUUUAUCAAAUGCUUUUAGCAAAGCUCGAACAAAAUCGGAAUGAACUCAUGAGUGGAUUUGGAAGGAAAGUGCUGAGUUUCAUUGACAGUGGCGUCCCCCUAGAGUAACUAUGAUUGAUUGAUUGAUCUCAUCAGAAGGAGCUCAAUUUCAAAGAAACUGUUAGUGUUAGUGUUACGUUGUUGUUGUGCAUUUUUGAUUGUUGUCUUUUAAAAUCCUCAGGAGUCAAAGGUUAGGGCCACCCACCCUUAUUGUUUCAACUCAUCCAACUAGAAGAGUAGUUGAUGAGUGCUUUAGUAUAAUUUGUAGGAAAAAUGUUUGUUUGUUUCUUCUGGUAUUGUAAUGUAUACGUCUGGUGUGAUUCAAAUGCGCUAUGGCUGUUUCUGUAAUCACAGUAAAUUAU